AUGGUAGGGUUUGUUGGCCGUUUCAGGAAGCCAAAGUCGCCAAUUGUUCUCGGGUCACCACCCAGAGACGAUACAGUACCUCUUCGAGCCCCUACACCCCGGGAUAUUGUACCGGUACCCCCCGUUCUGCGAAACUUCUCCUACCCUACCAGUGUCGGAAGCAAUAUCCAGCUACCAUCCUUCCCGUCUGCACCUAGAGAGGGCCAGUCGACUUGGAAUCAGCUAGGCGAGCUUUACAGCUUUUCCCCAGACAGCGCCUCGAGAGCAGGGCAAGCUAGAACUGCUGGCCUUGAGGAUCCAUUCUUCUUCACGUCUGACCGCGCACCAUACACCCCUUUGUCAGACCAGGACGACAAACUUAGUACCAACUCUCAGAAUUCUCGGACCCUUGGGCUUGAGUCGCCAUCCCAGGAAAAACCAAAGAAGAGCACGGAGAAUUGUGAGCCGAAAGACAAGGGCCUGAAGCUUCCAAAGGAUCACUCGGUUGGGGAUCACAUCUUCACCCAGAAAUCGACUGUCGCCGCUAGAUUGAAACGCAAUUCGCUGGGUCACCACAAGACAACUUCUUCCUUUGACGCAUCCCGGUUCAUGAUCUUCCCAUCCGCCAGCCCGGAGCGUCCUGUAUCGAGUUCAGGUGUGCCCGUCGUUGACACCAAGAUCAAGCAUAUUAGCUCCAUUUCCAAAACCGAGCAAUCGUCUUUGUCGAUCCCCCAGAAGAGUGUCAGGGACUUCUCAGCAAAUCCAGACGAUCAAGCAUUCGUCUCUUCAGUCAUAGCACAUUCACUCCAGAUGGGUUCGAUUCCGCCAAGAGUGGCCUCACGUGGCCGCCUGGGAACGAAUUAUGAUACGCACGACAAUGCUAGCGAUCGAAGCCGCAAUGGCCCGGCAUCAAAUUCUGCCAAGCGCAAAGGCAAGGACGGGAAAGGCCGGUGGUUCUCACAGCUCAAAGACUGGGUCUCUGUGUCUGAGCCCUCAACCCAAGCUCUCAAAACUUACAAGAAAGAUACGUACAAGAGAGCUGGCAUUGCACUCGACGAUCCUCGGGCGAGCGCGAAGCUGCACUUGCCAGUUGGCACCUUGCCAGCAGAGGCGAUCAAGCCUGCUGGCCGUGGACCGGAUCCCGAGGUAAUUGCUCUCAAGAGAGCAGAACAACAAAAGAAAACGCGGGAGUCAUACACUGGCAUAAGUGGAACAUCCCAAGGUUCCCAGUCGAGUGGUAGUCAUUAUUCCUCUUCGAGCAGUGUGGCACUUAGCGGCGAGCGAGAAUAUGUUUAA
Anthostomella pinea is the source of this 1275-nucleotide messenger RNA. The record is from the annotation of a GenBank genome assembly. NCBI's taxonomy places the organism in Eukaryota, Fungi, Ascomycota, Sordariomycetes, Xylariales, Xylariaceae.